This is a messenger RNA of Vespula vulgaris, 2365 nucleotides long. It is a transcript of the gene Gycbeta100B, whose product is annotated as guanylate cyclase soluble subunit beta-1. The transcript has 14 exons. Gene Ontology annotation, cellular component: guanylate cyclase complex, soluble. NCBI's taxonomy places the organism in Eukaryota, Metazoa, Arthropoda, Insecta, Hymenoptera, Vespidae. The coding region runs from base 157 to 1968 and encodes 603 amino acids. Gene Ontology annotation, biological process: response to oxygen levels; cGMP biosynthetic process. The record is from RefSeq and is a predicted model, not a curated record. Gene Ontology annotation, molecular function: heme binding; guanylate cyclase activity.
AUCGCCUCGGAGCGUACGCUCGAGCGUCUUCCAGUACGCGACUCGUGUGCACGAGGUAAACACGGCAUCCUAUGCCAAUUAGAAUGGAAUGAUACGUAAAGAGUGAGAGAGAAUUUCGUCGCUUCCAGUCAGCUCGAUCGCAGAAUCAGCCUAGACAUGUACGGUUUCGUGAAUUACGCUCUCGAGCUCCUCGUUGUGAAGAACUUUGGCAGCAAAACAUGGGAUGAGAUAAAGAAAGAUGCUGCUGUUAAUAUGGACGGACAAUUUCUAGUACGACAAAUUUAUGACGAUGAAAUUACAUAUAAUCUUAUAGCAGCCGCUGUUAAUCGAUUGAACAUUCCUGCAAACGAUAUAUUGGAACUGUUCGGACGAAUGUUCUUUGACUUCUGUCAGGAUUCCGGAUACGAUAAAAUCCUUCAAGUUCUUGGAGCAACACCUAGAGAUUUUUUGCAGAAUUUAGAUGCACUUCAUGAUCAUUUGGGUACUUUGUAUCCUGGAAUGAGGGCACCAUCUUUUCGAUGUACAGAAAGACCAGAGGAUGGUGCUUUGGUAUUGCAUUAUUACUCGGAUCGACCGGGUUUGGAAUACAUCGUUAUUGGAAUUGUUAAGACCGUGGCAAAAAAGCUUCACGGGACAGACGUGGACAUGGAGAUCCUGAAGACGAAAAACGAAUGUGAUCAUGUUCAAUUCUUGAUAACCAAUACAUCGGGACCUGGUGUCGUUUCGAAUUCUAUGAUCGUCGAACAUGAAAUGUUGUCUGCUGAACCAAAGGUGAGCCCCACUACGUUUUGCAGAGUGUUUCCUUUCCAUAUUAUGUUCGACCGGGAUCUUACGAUAGUGCAAACAGGCUACACCAUCACUCGUAUUUUACCACAGGUCUGCAGUGGUAGUUGCAAAUUAACCGACAUACUUUUUGCCGUCAGGCCGCAUUUGGAAUUAACAUUUGAAAACAUACUGUCACACAUAAACACUGUCUACGUGUUGAGGACUAAAAAAGGAGCGAUGCGUGUUGCAUCCUCGGAAGAAUACGCGUAUCUACGUCUGAAGGGUCAAAUGUUGUACAUACCUGAGAACGAUCUGACAAUUUUCCUCUCUUAUCCCAGUGUUAUGAAUCUCGACGAUCUUACGAGACGUGGUUUAUACCUAAGCGAUGUGCCACUACACGAUGCAACGAGGGACCUCGUCUUGAUGUCGGAGCAGUUCGAAGCGGAUUAUAAGUUGACAAGAAACUUGGAAUUACUCACCGAUAAGUUACAGCAGACGUAUCGUGAACUCGACGGUGAGAAGCAAAAGACCGACAGGUUACUAUACUCUGUAUUGCCGAUUUCCGUGGCGAACGAACUUAGGCAUUCGAGGCCAGUACCCGCAAAGAAAUACGAUUGCGUGACACUUCUCUUCUCGGGAAUCGUCGGGUUUGGAGCUUAUUGUGCAGCUCACACAGAUUCUGGUGGUGCUAUGAAGAUUGUUAACAUGCUCAAUCAAUUGUAUACUGCUUUCGACGUACUCACCGAUCCAAAGAAGAAUCCUAAUGUUUACAAGGUGGAAACUGUAGGCGACAAAUAUAUGGCGGUGAGCGGAUUACCAGAACCAUGUCGUUGUCAUGCACGAUGUAUAGCACGACUUGCGCUAGAUAUGAUGGAUCUUGCCGCAGAUGAGGUCCAAAUCGAUGGAGAACCUGUGAAAAUCACCAUCGGUAUACACAGUGGCGAAGUUGUAACUGGAGUAAUCGGACAUCGUAUGCCACGAUAUUGUUUGUUUGGAAAUACCGUAAAUCUUACCAGUCGAACGGAAACUACCGGAGAACCCGGUAAAAUAAAUGUUUCGGAGGAUGCUUACAGGUACUUGUGCAUGCCGGAGAAUCAAGAUCCGCAAUUUCUGUUGGAAUACAGAGGUCCGGUCACUAUGAAAGGAAAAUCAGAACCGAUGAACGUAUGGUUCUUGUCUAGAGAAGUGGAACUAAAUUCAUAACUCGAUCAUCAAGAAAAAUAUUUCUGUCCAUCACGAUCGCCGAGACUAUCGUUACAGCAAUAAAACAGGGCAUCCCUGUAGACCAUUAGCUUCUACACAAAAUAAUUUAAUGCGAAAUAAAAUCGCAAGACGAGCUCCGCGAGAUCCCUGUCUAUGAAAAUCGAUUAAUCUCGUCGUUUUUUUUUUUCACGAUAUGUUUAUGUAGAUAUCUGUUGCAUUUUUGCUCGUAGGAAAAAUUUACAGUUCCUCGACGUUUGGAUAUCCUAGCGUCAAGUGUUUAAAAAAUUUUCUUUAUUUGUUAAUUAUAUAUUCUAUAUUAUAUAUAUAUAUAUGUGUAUAUGUAUACAUACGUGUAUGUAUCUCGAGCGAUAAGAAAUAUAGUCGUCAGAAAUUUCAA